Durio zibethinus is the source of this 788-nucleotide messenger RNA. Lineage: Eukaryota; Viridiplantae; Streptophyta; Magnoliopsida; Malvales; Malvaceae. The record is from RefSeq and is a predicted model, not a curated record.
CCCGACUCCUAAACAAAGUCUUUUCUAAUCUGAUUCAGAGGGGAGUGUCUAGAUGAACCCUGAAAAAGGGUUACAAGAACUAAGUUAUCGGCUAUAUGAUGCUAACAAGAGAACUAGAAAUGAAGUUGUGGCUGAGGAACAUGUGACGCUGGAAGGAGAUGAUGUGAAAGUUAAGGAGAUUAUGCAAAAUGUAAAAGAUAGUUAUGUUAGGGCUGUUCAGGCCCCUGCUGUGCUGCAAAUGCCACUGCAACAGCCUCAAAUGCAAUGUUUUGUUGGCAGAGAUUUCUGCAUGUAAAAACAGUUACGAUUCUGCUUGUAGAAAAUGAUGAUUGUACUCGCCAUGCUGUGACUGUACUUCUCCGCAAUUGCUGUUGUGAAGCUUGUGGUAAUCUGCCUUGUAGAAGUUACUACAGAUGCACUAGUCUAAAAUGCAAUGUACGCAAGCAUGUGGAAAGAGCAUCAGAUGUUCCAAGACCUUUCAUUACAACGUAUCAAGGUAAACAUAACCCCGAGAUGCCACUUAGGAACACAAAUCCGGUAGCCUCUGAUCCAGAUUCUAACUCACCUGCUACCAACCGAAGAAGGUAUAGUUUCCAACUUGAUAUUUGUGAUAAAGUCAUAAAGGCUCUCAGGACUCAGAGGGCAUCAGAACCAAAGCCCUUAGGCCUGAAGUGACUGUGAAGCUCACAAUAUAUGACUUUCUGUUAUAAAGGCUGCUUGAUGAAGGCAGUUUUCUGUGGAUAAUUCAAAUUAUUAGGGGGACAUUAUGAAUCCUCAUCUUCUUCUAA